GGCCCCGCGUUAAAGAGUAGCACGUCGGAAUCUGUGUAAGCCUCGCUGGUCUAGCCGCCGGGAGAGAGGACAGUUUUCGCCCUGUAUUCUCGGCUGUCGCGUCCUCACCGGCGUUAUACUACACCGAAAAUCCUUGUCCGGGCUUCCUUCUGUGAUUGCUGUGGGUUAGAAAUACCUAAAAGUGAAACAUAGUCGAGAAAAAUCAAAUGAAAUGAGACGGUGUGUGGAGUGAGUGAGCCUGGCGAGGAGGCGUUUCACCAGCACACACACACACGGGUUUUACUCUCGUGUUUUACUUGCCGUCGCUGUGCACCUAUGGAUUCUACGCUGUGAUGUGUAAAAACAAGCCGCCUUUACCGUCGGGCAGCCCAAACACCUUCUACCAUGUCAGGUAUGACAUCAGCCGCUGCCUCGCUGUCAGCCUCCUGGUGUCAGCAGGAGCCUGGCAGGUGAACGGCAGGUUACUGAGGAGCGGUGACAGGCUUUAAGAUGGAGCAGUUCAAUGUCCUGGAUCCUCGCAAGCAAGAGCUCCUCGAGGCAAGAAUUGAAGGCAGGGGAUUUUGCCUUGUCCGUGGAUGUGCAGUCUGUAUAUGAGUCUAGUGGAUUUUUGACCUCCAAGAUGUACCCCUCCCAACAGAUGCACCUUACUGGGAGUAACCCAAGCACUCCCACCAACACCCAGCCGCCCUCCACGGUGACAGGCUCUGGGUCCCAGCCUAUCCUAUUGGACAGACAAGACUCCAAUCUUAGCACGGGUUCAUCAGACCGGGAGGAGAGCACCAGUCCGGACAAGACACAGCAGCGCACACAGGCCGACCGGAAGCGGAAAAGGAAAAGUGGAACCCAGGGUGUGCAGAACGACGAGGGGGGAGGGGGUAACGUACAGAAGAUAAGCCGCUCAACGGAGACCAAGAAAAUAAACGACUAUUUUAAGCAGCAGCAUCAGCAGCAGCAGCAACAGCAGCAGCAGCAGCAGCAGCAGCAGCAACAGCAACAAACCAACUCUCCACACCGACAUUCUGGUGCCAAGAGUCCAUCCCCUCAAGUACUCCUCAGCCACAUGACGUGGGCAUUGCAGACUGGUCACGGAGGCGCAGGAGAUCCGCUGGCUGGAUUGAUGCCUCCGCCUCGAGGUGUUCCAGUGGCAACGCGCUCCACACAGAGUGACAUCACCUUCCGACAGGUGGACGAGAUGGAAAGUCGAGCCUCAAUGGACAUGGAGGCGAAAAACUCUAGAAUUGACAAUUUACAAUGUACCAAUGAUGAGUUGUCCCGACAAUUACAGACUCAAAGUAAAGUGCUGGAGCAGAAACAGUUGCAAAUUAAUAAGUGUAUUGAAGUAGUCAAAAGGUUACAAAUUGAAAAGUCUAAUAUAGAGAAGAAAGAAGCAAGACAAAAGUGCAUGCAGAAUCGGUUAAGGCUGGGCCAGUUCGUCACACAGCGAGUGGGCGCCACCUUUCAGGAGAACUGGCAGGACGGAUACGCUUUUCAGGAAAUUACUAAGCGACAAGAGGAGCUCCAGGCAAACAGAGAAGAAAUAGACCGGCAAAGAAAGCUUUUAAUGAAACGCAAACCAGUGGAGGGGGGAAGCAACUCUCGGAAACGGGGAGCCAAUAGUAACCAGGCGCAGGGAGGAGGAAACCUACCUAACGGUCUUGGGGGGGACCAUGACCACAGGGACCUGACCAUUCAAGAGUAUUAUGAGUCAGAGGAAAUACUAAAGCUGCGGCAAACGGCUCUCAAGAAGGAAGACACAGACCUACAGCAGGAAAUGGAGAAACUGGAGAGGGAGAGAAAUCUACACAUAAGGGAACUCAAGCGAAUUCACAAUGAGGACCAAUCCAGAAUCCUUCAAUCCCAGUCUUCACCCAGCAACCCUCAUGACAUGUUCAACAACCACCCCGUGCUAAACGACCGGUACCUGUUGCUCAUGUUACUAGGGAAGGGAGGUUUCUCCGAGGUGCACAAGGCGUUUGAUCUAAAGGAGCAGCGAUAUGUUGCCUGUAAAGUUCAUCAGUUGAACAAAGACUGGAAGGACGACAAAAAAGCCAAUUAUAUCAAACAUGCUAUUAGGGAGUACAAUAUCCAGAAGAAGCUAAACCACCCCAGGAUUGUGCGGCUGUAUGAUGUGUUUGAGAUAGACGCCAACAGCUUCUGCACCGUCCUGGAAUACUGUGAUGGCCACGACCUUGACUUCUACUUAAAACAGCACAAGACCAUACCAGAACGAGAAGCAAGGUCUGUGAUUAUGCAGGUUGUCUCCGCACUCAAGUACCUGAAUGAGAUCAAGCCUCCAAUCAUCCACUACGACCUCAAGCCAGGGAAUAUCUUGCUCACGGACGGGAACAUCCUCGGGGAAGUGAAGAUUACGGACUUUGGCUUGAGCAAGGUCAUGGAUGAGGACAGCUACCAUCCAGACUAUGGGAUGGACCUUACCUCGCAGGGGGCUGGGACAUACUGGUACCUACCACCAGAGUGCUUCAUAGUUGGGAAGACACCUCCAAAAAUCUCCAGUAAAGUGGAUGUGUGGUCUGUUGGGGUCAUUUUCUAUCAGUGCCUAUAUGGAAAAAAGCCAUUUGGCCACAACCAAAGUCAGGCUACAAUACUUGAGGAGAACACCAUCCUCAAGGCCACUGAUGUACAGUUUCCACCUAAACCUGUGGUUAGCAAUGAGGCCAAGCAAUUCAUCCGGUGUUGUUUAGCAUACCGGAAGGAGGACCGCAAUGACGUGUUGACGCUGUCUUCCAACCCUUACCUUUCCCCGCCGCUACCAAAGAGUGGGCGGCAGUCAGCCAGUAGUCAGCAACAGGCAGCGGCAGCGGCCUCUGCAGCGGCGGCAGCGCAGCAACAGGCAGGAUAUCAGCAGCCCUUCACCACAGGGCUACUGGGUCUUGCAAACAUACACUCUUCCACCAGCUCAUAAUGAUACGCCACCCACUGUAGGGGGCAGGUCAGGCCCCGACACCCCCUACCUGGCUCCCCCCUGUGUCACUCAGCCCUCUACACUGGUCAUCACCUGCCCAUUGCAACCCACUGCUCUGAGUUGCUACAGUAUUGGGGUCACCAUACUGAAUGCAGGGCUUCAGUUGUUGGCAGUACGUAACAUGUAAUUACAUUUAGUCUGACCUUGUCUCAGAUGGAAAUUAAAUAUGCCAAUUUC
This is a messenger RNA of Portunus trituberculatus (swimming crab), 3160 nucleotides long. RefSeq names its product serine/threonine-protein kinase tousled-like 2. Gene Ontology annotation, cellular component: nucleus. The coding region runs from base 503 to 2923 and encodes 806 amino acids. Gene Ontology annotation, molecular function: protein serine/threonine kinase activity; ATP binding. Gene Ontology annotation, biological process: intracellular signal transduction; chromosome segregation; peptidyl-serine phosphorylation. The record is from RefSeq and is a predicted model, not a curated record. The transcript has 17 exons. Lineage: Eukaryota; Metazoa; Arthropoda; Malacostraca; Decapoda; Portunidae.